Molecule: messenger RNA, 2567 nt
Organism: Hyla sarda
Lineage: Eukaryota; Metazoa; Chordata; Amphibia; Anura; Hylidae
Product: zinc finger protein OZF-like
Exons: 5
Coding region: 369-1895 (508 amino acids)
Biological process (GO): regulation of transcription by RNA polymerase II
Cellular component (GO): nucleus
Molecular function (GO): RNA polymerase II cis-regulatory region sequence-specific DNA binding; DNA-binding transcription activator activity, RNA polymerase II-specific
Source: RefSeq, a predicted model, not a curated record
GGGGGUUUGCUCUGAUGAAUAGAUAGGGCAGUGUCUGAGCUCUACAGGCAGUUCUUUCCCCACUCGUGUCUUGUCCAAUCAUAUGACUUUACCUCAGGUGACUCCAAUCAGGGUGAAGAGCUGCCGGCCGACCAUUUAGUUUAAUGAUCGGGGAGAAGGGUCCUGGUGAGGGAGCAAAAACUUCCAGAGGGUCCAGAAGCAUCACUGAGGCCUCCGCCCACCGAGCGUCAUGACUGGUCAGAGGGGUUAUGUCACUUAUUAUAUUGGAUGAUGGGAAAAUAACGAGGAAACAAAACGUCUGAACGGAACAGGACUGAUCCGGGGGUUAUGUCUCAUAAAGCUGAUCCGGUUGUCUCCUCUUCCCCUGAAUGACCCCAAGGAUGGAGAAGGACAGGAAUGAGAUGACUAAGAGAAUAUUACACUUCACCUUGGAGAUCCUCCACCUGCUGACCGGAGAGGAUUACACCAUAGUGAAGAAGACAUCGGGGGAGUGUGUGGCCCCCAGCAGCCAUCUCCAUGAGUCAGGAGGACAGAGCAGGGCCCGGGGCCCCAUCACAGAGCCUCCACCUCACUCACUGAUACAUGAGGAGAAGAUCCUAGAACUCAUCCACAGGAUCACUGAGCUGCUUACUAGAGAGGUUCCUAUAAGGUGUCAGGAUGUGGCGGUCUAUUUCUCCAUGGAGGAGUGGGAGUAUGUAGAAGGACACAAGGAUCUGUACCAGGACAUUAUGGAGGACCCCCGGACCCUCACACCACAAGAAAAUCCCAGCACGAAACCUGGAGGAAACAUCAUAUUAUCUCAAUAUUAUGAAGUAGAGGAGAUCAUGGAGCGCUCCUCAGGAGAAGAUGGAGAGAUCAUGGAGCGCUCAUCAGGAGAAGAUGGAGAGAUCAUGGAGCGCAUUACCCCUAAUGUCCAUCCAGAUCUAUCCUAUAAUAAUCCCCCUGAUUGUGGGGAAUCUGACCAACCACACAUUGUUACCAGAAGGUCAGGUCAGGAAGGAGGAAAAAGUUUUCCAUGUGAUGAAUGUGGGAAACAAUUCACAAAAAGCUCAGGUCUUUUGAUGCACAAAAGAAUUCACACCGUAGAGAAACCCUUUGUUACCCAGAGAAGUCACACAGGAGAGAAUUCAUCGUUAUCCUCAUCCAGAGUAAAAAGUUUUACUGAAAAAUCUAAUUUAGUCACAGAUGAGAACAUUGACAGAGAAGAGAAACCAUAUUGUUGUUCAGAAUGUGGGAAAUGUUUUACGGGUAAAUCAGGUCUUAUUACCCAUAAGAGAACUCACACAGGAGAGAAGCCUUAUUCGUGUUCUCUUUGUGGGAAAUGCUUUAACAGUAAAUCGAGCCUCGUUAUACACGAGAGAAUUCACAAAGGCGAGAAGCCGUAUUCGUGUUCAGAAUGCGGGAAAUGCUUUACAGAUAAGUCAAGUCUUGGUAAACAUCAGAAAAUCCACACCGGGGAAAAGCCGUACUUAUGUUCAGAAUGUGGGAAAUGCUUUAUUACUAAAACCAAACUCCUAGACCAUCACAAAAGUCACACGGGGGGAGAGAAGCCGUAUUCCUGUUCAGAAUGUGGGAAAGGUUUUAUGAAGAGAGCGCACGUUCUUAAACAUCAGAGGGUUCACACCAGGGAGAAGCCGUAUUCGUGCGAACAGUGCGGGAAAAACUUUACAGAUAAAUCGUAUCUUGUUGUACACGAGAGAAUUCACACGGGGGAGCGGCCGUAUUCAUGUUCGUAUUGUGGGAAAAGUUACAUCAAUAAAUCGGGUCUGGUAAUCCACGAGAGAAACCACACGGGGGAGCGGCCGUACGUGUGCGCAGAAUGUGGGAAAGGGUUCACCUCGAAAUCCUCCCUCAACGACCAUCACAGCAGUCACCGAUGGAAGAACAAGGUUUGAUGUGUAGAAAAUCCAAUGUUAAAGGGGAACUCUGCCGGAAAACAGGGGUUAAAGGGGAACUCUGCCGGAAAACAGGGGUUAAAGGGGAACUCCGCCAGAAAAAGGGGUUUAGUGGGAACUCCGCUGGAAAAUGGGUUAAAGGGGAACUCCGCCAGAAAAAAGGGGUUUAAUGGGAACUCCGCCGGAAAACAGGGGUUAAAGGGGAACUCCGCCAGAAAAAAGGGGUUUAAUGGGAACUCCGCUGGAAAACAGGGUUAAAGGGGAACUCCGCCAGAAAAAAGGGUGUAAUGGGAACUCCGCCGGAAAACGGGGGUUAAAGGGGAACUCUGCUAUAUAACGGGGGUUAAAGGAGAACUCUUCCAUAUAACGGGGGUUAAAGGGGCCGCUGUACUGAAGAAAACUGCGUCCCUGUAGUGGAAUGUGACCCUGUGCACAGGGACGCACUUUACUGCUUUACAGCCGGAUCCCUCUCACUCCAUAACCCCUAAACCUAACCCCUAAUUCUAAUCUUAACCCUUUAUCCCUAAUCCUAACCUCUAAUCUGAACCCCUUAUCCCUAAUCCUAACCUCUAAUCUUACCCCCUUAUCCCUAAUCCUAACCUCUAAUCUUACCCCCUUAUCCCUAAUCCUAACCUCUAAUCUUACCCCCUUAUCCCUAAUCCUAACCUCUAA